AUGAGAGAGAGUGGAGAGGGAGAGAGUGGAGAGGAAGGGGGGGGGAAGGAGAGAGAGGGGAGAGGAAGGGGGAGAAAGGGAAGAGAGUGGAGAGGAAGUAAGAGGAAAGGAGAGAGAGUGGAGAGGAUGGGGGAGAAAGGAGAGAGAGUGGAAAGAGUGGAGAGGGAGAGAGUGGAGAGGAAGGGGGGGAAAAGGAGAGAGAGUGGAGAGGAAGGGGGGAAGAGAGAGAGUGGAGAGGAAGUAGGGAGAAAGGGUAGAGAGUGGAGAGGAAGUGGGGAGAAAGGAGAGAAAGAGAGUGGGGAGAGUGGAGAGAAAGGGAAAAAAGUGUGGGGAGGAUGUGGGGAGAAAAAAGAGAAAGAGUGGGGAAGUUGUGGGGAGAGAGGGUCAUUCAAAACGUUCGUAGACUGUUGUCCUAACUUUUUUUAA
Molecule: messenger RNA, 426 nt
Organism: Saccostrea cuccullata (small rock oyster)
Lineage: Eukaryota; Metazoa; Mollusca; Bivalvia; Ostreida; Ostreidae
Product: octapeptide-repeat protein T2-like
Exons: 2
Coding region: 1-426 (141 amino acids)
Source: RefSeq, a predicted model, not a curated record